UUGCGGUCAGGCAAUCAUCACUGAAACGUCGACGGGAGUGGAUGGAAUAUAACUGACAAGCACGAGAACACUGAAGAGAGGUGUAGAUAAAGCCCACCUCUCCAAACAAGUAACCCAUUCUCCGCCUGCAGCUUCAAAACAGCAAGCCAUAAGAAAAGUGGGAAAUUUAAGAGCACCAUGAUGACGAAGCACUACAGUAAAGCAGUCGAGAUGUCCGAGCUGGUGGGCUCUCUGGGCUGGAUGGAGGAAGACACGCUGAGCUCCCAGGACGAAGGGCCCGCCGAAUCAGACCGAUAUACCAUCGACGCCAGGGAGGACGGCGAUGCUGGCAGUGAUGAGCUUGACGAAGGGGAACAGGAUGAAAACGAGGAGAACGGGGCCGAGAAGCUGCCAAAGAGACGAGGGCCCAAGAAGAAGAAGAUGACCAAGGCGCGAGUGGAGCGCUUCCAGGCCCGCCGCAUCAAAGCCAACGCCCGGGAGCGCUCCCGCAUGCACGGCCUCAACGACGCCCUGGAUAACCUCAGGCGGGUGAUGCCCUGCUACUCCAAGACCCAGAAACUGUCGAAAAUCGAGACCCUCAGGCUGGCCAGGAACUACAUCUGGGCUCUGUCUGAGGUGCUGGAGAGCGGCGAGUCCCCCGACGGGCGGGGGUUCAUGGAGAUGCUGUGCAAGGGGCUCUCACAGCCCACCAGCAACUUGGUGGCAGGGUGCAUGCAGCUGGGCCAGCAGCCGCUCCUGCUGGACAAACGAGAAGAGAAGGUGGCCCCUGUAUGUGUGGGGGGGGCCAUCCCAGGACAUCCAUUCAGCUACCCAUCCCCGGGCCUGCCGAGCCCCCCUUAUGGAGCGAUGGAUGCCUCCCACCUCCUUCACCUCAAGUCACACAGCUUCAAAGGGCUGGUGGAACACCCUGCUUAUGAGCACACCUCACCAGAGUGCGGGGGCACCCCUCCGUAUGACGGACCACUCACGCCACCCCUGAGCGUCAGCGGCAACUUCACCCUGAAGCAGGAGCCGUCGCCCCAUGAAAUCGACAAGGGCUACGGCAGCAGUGCCCCUGCCACUCACACGGCGGGCUUUGUGCCACAUUAUGUCCCCUCGGCUAUCCCUGGACUGGGGGGGCCUCAGGGGCAAAAUGCCCUCUUCCAGACCGCCCUGUCACGUUAUGAGCUGCCAAUGGACAUGACUUUCGACAGCUACAUUCAACACAUGGUGGGAUCACAGAUAGGCACGGUCUUCAACGAGUAGUGAUGGACCAAGAGCAGGAUGAGCACGAGCACAGCAAACCCCCUAGCAGUAGGUCUGAAUCCACUGUUCCACCCAAACCUCCACCCACAUUGUUCAGACCACAGGAUUUGAUGUCAUGAGAGACAUUGUGACAGGACAUGAGAAUGACUUGGCCAAAUAAUAGAGACGUGACUGAGCAAGCCGGAAUCUAGCGCCUUGCUAUGCAUUUCUGGGGUGAAGCUCAGUAUGGACCCAUGAGAAGAAGGCAGCAGACUGGGAGAUAAUGAAGAGUGAACCCCUCAGAGAUGCACAACAUCUAACAAGGCAUUUCAGUGAGAUGAAGAGCAUGAUGGGUCAGCUUAGUACAGAUAAUGAAGAGAUGACCAAUGGUCAAAAGGCCCCUCAGAGGUGGACAACAUCACACAAGGCAACUCAUUGAGGUGAAGACCAUGAUGGGUCAAUCAAGUUUAAAACGCCUGUUUUUUUUUUUUGGUUUUUUAAAUGAAGAUGUGACAAGUAGAAAUGGACAGUCAGAAUGAAUCCCAAAUAAGGUGGACACAUUCUGACAUCUUCACUCAAGACAAGGUUAGCAUUCUAUUAAGCAGAACACAAGGUACCCAAUAGAGGUGACAACCUUGUCAAGACACAUAGGAUGAGCUCUUUGGAGAUGAACACCCUCAGCCAAGGAACUGUCUAAGGUGAAGAACAUGACAGGACUAUCAGGGAUGACCAGCUGGUCAAAAAAUGUAGGAAGAACCCCUUAAGAGAUGGACAAUAUCACAAAAGGCAAAUCUUCAAGAUGAAGAACAUGUUUGGUCAAACAAAUAUGGACAGAUAUUCAUACUGUUCAGCAGAGAUGACCACCUGGUCAGGAGAUGUCAAAUGAGCCCUUCAGAGAUGGAUAUCAAUCACGUCUUGCAAUAAUAUGAGGUAAAGAAAAUGAUGGGUCAGUCAGUUUCAAACACAUGUAUUUUGAAAUCAGGAUGUGCCCCAUGGUGAUGGACAAUCCAAAGUAGGCCAUUUAGCUUUGGCAAGGGUCACUAAAGUUUUCUGGAAAUUCAGAAUGAAUCCAAAAUAAGGUGGACACUUUCUCAAACAUUCCAUUAAGAAGAACACAAUGUACCCAACAGAGGUGACAACCUUGUCAUGAGAGAUAAGAUGAGCUCUAUGGAGAUGGACAUCCUCAGUCAAGGCAACCAUCUAAGAUGAAGAACAUGACAUGGCCUAUCAAGUUGAAGCAGCUCACGGAACUCAUCAGAGAUGAACGCUUCAUCAGGGCGGCCAUACAAAGACAAGUAUAAGCUGAACUCAGCAGAGGAGGACAUUCUUAGAUGGAACCUUCAGCUUUAGAAAGUCUUAAGGCCGCUUUUCGAAUGAAAGUAUUGAGGUCCUAGAAAUGGACACCGUUCCACAAAUGCACUCAGGGGAAUAGGAAUAAGCAUUACAAUGCAAUUCAUUUCCAACACCCGUGUAUGAAAAUGAGAGCAAGAAUUACAGAGAUGAACAUUCUGAGGUGGACCCAUCAGCUCAGAGUGACCACUUAGAUGUAAAGGGGACCCCUUGCAGAUUGACAACAGUCUCACUAUGUCAUUUCAGAGCAAG
Molecule: messenger RNA, 2826 nt
Organism: Erpetoichthys calabaricus (reedfish)
Lineage: Eukaryota; Metazoa; Chordata; Cladistia; Polypteriformes; Polypteridae
Gene: neurod4
Product: neuronal differentiation 4
Exons: 2
Coding region: 178-1245 (355 amino acids)
Biological process (GO): regulation of DNA-templated transcription; nervous system development
Molecular function (GO): protein dimerization activity
Source: RefSeq, a predicted model, not a curated record